Messenger RNA from Kwoniella mangroviensis CBS 8507, 1677 nucleotides. RefSeq lists its product as uncharacterized. The record is from RefSeq and is a predicted model, not a curated record. NCBI's taxonomy places the organism in Eukaryota, Fungi, Basidiomycota, Tremellomycetes, Tremellales, Cryptococcaceae. Bases 1 to 1677 code for a protein of 558 amino acids. The transcript is spliced from 2 exons.
AUGUCAGAAUUCCCUCAGGUCGACGUCAAAUCGCUCAAAGUAGCUGAACUCAAGGAAGAGCUUACGAACAGAGGACUAGAGACAAAGGGUCUCAAGAAGGAUCUCGCAGAUAGAUUACAAGCUUUCCAGGACUCUCAAUCCCAGAAAGCGGAUGAUGCGAAUUCAGGGGAUGUCAAAGCUGCUACCACAGAAACAGCAGCAAAGGAUGAAGAGCAGGAAGAGGGUGUAGGACGUACGAUGCUUGAUGGAUAUCCCGAAGAACCCUCUACUCAACAUCACCCUCCACCUCCAGGCGAUGUCACAAAAGAUGAAAUAUCGACUGAACCCGCUGCGUUAGAUGAAGAAGUGGCUAAAGUGGUAGCUGAAGAGGAAGCAAAAACAGUCUUAUCACCUACUCCAAGUCCACCUAGACGAUUGUCCCCUGUACCCGCUCAGAGGGAGGAACCUCAGGAAAAGGGAGUGGGGAAAGUCAUGGUUGAUGAAUAUCCUGAGGAAACAUCUACAAAUCAUCAUCAGAAAAAAGCGGAUAAAAGUAUAGAACAAGUUGAGCCUAAGGUUUUGGAUAAUGAAGUAGCAAAAGUGGUUGCUGCUCAGGAAACUAAGGAGAUUUCAUUGGAGAAAACCUCACCAAGUCCACCAAAGAGGUUAUCUCCUUUAGCUAACCAACGAGCUCAAGAUGAAGAUGAGGAUAUGCAGAUUGAUGAUGAGGAGGAAGAAGAAGAAGGUGGUGAACAAAGUAGGAAACGACCUCGAUCAGAUACACCUGAUGAUAAAUCGAAAAGACAGAAAAUCGAAUUACCUUCGACCCUGUCACAUAUAAGAGAACCACCCACUUCAGUAUUAUACGUUAACAACCUCAAGAGACCACUACUCCAUUCUACUUUGCACUCUUAUCUUACUCCUUCAUCUUCAUCCUCAAAUGCCAAACUACCUUCGGCGAAAAUGCCAUUUGCUUCAGAGGAAUAUGGUGGAUUAUGGUUAUCCGGCGUGAAAUCUCAUGCGUACGCUACAUACCCUUCUGUACAGGAUGCAAUAGAAGUUGCCGAGAAAGUAGAAAAUACUAAAUGGCCUGAAGAUACGGGUGAUAUACUGAAGAUACAUUUCAUACCUGAAGAUAAGUUGUUGGAAUUGGUAGAACAGGAAGAACAAGCUUGGGCUAAUGGUAGGAAGAAAUUAGAUUUGAAUGUUCGAGAAGAUGGGGGAUGGAUAUUUGAGUUAAGCGGUGCGGGCGGAUUGGGGAGGAUACCACCUCCGCCUAGGGAAUUACCAAUGAGGAACGAAAGGAUACAUCCUGCAAGGGUUGACGGGGGGAGUGGGAAUGGUCCAAUAGCUGUACCCUUAACUGGAGGGCGGGGUGGAUCAGGACUCGGACCAGGACCUAGAGCUCCUCUAACUGGAGUCAACGCUAUCAAUCCUACUGGACCUGUUAGAGGACAAGCAAUGGGUAUAAGAGGUAGAGCGAAUAACAGUCUACCACUACCACAUGGAAGUAGGGGUGUCGGUAUUCCACCGCGAGAUAACAGAGAUAGGACUUAUGAUAGGAAUGGUACGGGAGAAGGAUUGAGAGGAUGGACAGAUGAGAAGCACAAGGAAAGAGAAAUAAUGAAAAUGAGACCUACGAGGUAUAGGCCUAGGUUGUUCUGGAAGAAAGGUCCAGGAGCACUUGAGGGGAUAUAG